Metopolophium dirhodum (rose-grain aphid) is the source of this 1072-nucleotide messenger RNA. Its product is annotated as tetratricopeptide repeat protein 9C-like. NCBI's taxonomy places the organism in Eukaryota, Metazoa, Arthropoda, Insecta, Hemiptera, Aphididae. The transcript has a single exon. The coding region runs from base 88 to 927 and encodes 279 amino acids. Gene Ontology annotation, molecular function: protein binding. The record is from RefSeq and is a predicted model, not a curated record.
AAUGCGGGUAUUGCAGUGACUGCGUGGAAAUCUCGUGGAUCCAAAGCCUGCUUGAAGUCCUCAACGAACCGUGACGGCUGCGCAGAAAUGAACAGGAUUCCCGUUUGCGAGGUGAUCGACCAGCGUCCGUUGGCCGACAAAGAUGAGUCGCCGCCGCCGUCUUCCGUGUUUCGACCGCUGAUCGGAGACGAGUGCUCCGUCACGCUGAUGGACGUGCGGCUGCAGGCCCCGUUGACCGACUGCGGCCCGUCCACGUGGUUCAACGGAACGGACCGCGUGCUGGUGUUUGUUCUCGGCGAAGCGGACUGCGUGGUGGAUAGGGGCCUGGAAGCGGUGGUGGCCGGUAUGCGACCGGGUGAGCUCCGGGAGUUUUGCGUGGGCGAUGGACGUGGUGGCCGCGUUAAUGGCCGCGUCCGGUUGUCGGCCGUGCGAAAGGCGGCUGGCGGAGCUAGCUGGCGCGGCGACGACAGGCUAAAACUGACGGAGGCAGCCCGACACAAGGACGUGGGCAAUCGUCUGUACGGACAGGGCCGGUUCGCGGACGCGUUUCACCGGUUUAACCGGGCGGCCAGGGCGGUGUUGUUCGUCCGCAACGUGGACGCUGUCCGCGGCGACCGGGAUGCCAUGUACACCGUCGUGUGCAACAACAUGGCCGCCUGCCAGUUGCGACUGGGCAACUACGAGCACGCCCGCCGGCUGUCCGGCAAGGCGCUGGCCGUCGAACCGAGCAACGUCAAAGCCCUGGUUCGCCGGUGCCAGGCGUCCGCCGAGCUCCGCAUGUUCGACGGCGCCCUGGUCGACGCGGUCCGUGCCCUGGACAUCGAACCCGGCAACGUGGUGGCCGAGCGUUACCGGGACGUGGCCGCGCGCGGUGUGGACGCCCAGAACGCCCGUUACGGCGACAUGGUCAAGAAGAUGUUUGCCUGAGACGUGUGCGCACGUUUUUUUCGUGCCUGUAACAAUGCCGUCUAAGAACAAAAAUGUCGAAUGAUAUAAUAUGUACCUACUUACCUAUAGAACAUAGGUACGCUUUUCAACAUGCAGUGUGUAAUAAAUAACGUUGUUCAUACGA